CAAUGAGCGCUUGCGACUGGCGAUCGAGGCCCCCUUUUUGCAUUGGAGAGACGCCGAAAAUACGUCGAUGCUUUCUCUUUCUGCGCUUGGCCGCGCGCUCUGCUCUAGUUCGCGAGCUUGGGUAAUGGCGGCUGGAGGGCAGCUGAGCUCGGUGCCUGAAGUGGAGCUGGACCCCGAUGGCACUUUCAAAUAUAUCCUGGUGCGGGUGCAGCGGGGGACUGAUGAGCACCGCGACAUCGUGAGGGGCACUGCGGACGCCGAGUUCCACAAUCACAUAUUUGAAAAAGUAAACCCUGAAAUGGAAAAGCUAGGUUUUGUAUGCAAGUGUCUUGGAGGAGGAAAAAUUGAACAUAACAGCAAAGACAAGAAAAUCCGUGUAUUUGGCCUUUCUACAGGAUAUGGUAAAGCUGAUCAUUCUGUGACUGUUGAAAUACUGAAGAGAACUUAUAAAGAUUAUGAAAUUAGCUGGUCAGAUGACAAGAAAUGAAUUGUAUAAUCUAAUAUAAACCUGUAUCUUUUCAAGAUAGUUAUACACUUAAUUCUAAGCUCCCAUGCGAAAAUACAAUCAGUGCAUUUAG
Messenger RNA from Pseudonaja textilis, 578 nucleotides. RefSeq names its product 14 kDa phosphohistidine phosphatase-like. NCBI's taxonomy places the organism in Eukaryota, Metazoa, Chordata, Lepidosauria, Squamata, Elapidae. Gene Ontology annotation, molecular function: protein histidine phosphatase activity. The record is from RefSeq and is a predicted model, not a curated record. Gene Ontology annotation, biological process: peptidyl-histidine dephosphorylation. Gene Ontology annotation, cellular component: cytosol.